CCGGGCGCAGCCAACCCGGGGGGCUCGUCCAUUUUUCGGUGUGAGUCAGGCACGUCGGUGGGGUGAUGCUACGGCGCUGGGAAGGGGCCGGGAGAGGCGCGGCGGCAGCGGGGAGCGGCCCGUGCACCCGGGCUCGUCCUCCCAGCCGUGCCGGCGCCGCCGCUGAGGGGAGCGCUGCUUCCUCCUUCCCCUCCCUCGCCAAGGCCGGCCCCGUGGCCGGGGGCGCUGGGCCUGCCCCGGCCCCCCCGCGCCGCGCUCGCUAACGGAGCGGACACCCGCCCCCGCCGACCGAGGCUGCUGCUUGUGCAUCGCAAGGAAAAGUCAAAAACCAGCCUUGCCCCGAGCUGAGCUGAUUACUUCACCUGGAGCUCAGGAAGGAAGGGGACCACAGAGAGGCUGUCCUUGCGUUUCAUGUUUCGUCAGCCCGACAGCAUUUUGUCUUUGAGUCCACCGUGCUGCUAGCCGUUCCUGGACAGUGACAGGGAGGAGAAGAGGCACCGUCCCGCCAUGUCUCGGUACAGCCUCCAUAAUCUCCUAGACUGGAUGUACGGGGGUGUGGACCCCAGCUUUGCUGGCAACGGCGGGCCGGAGUGCGCGGCCUUUCUCUCCGGGCAGCAGCGCUUUCUGGAGAGUUUGGUCUUCCUCAGCGUGGGCAUCGUGGAGAUCCUCGUGUCCCUGUGGAAGCUCCGGCAGCUGCAUGUCAGGGAGCUGGAGACUCAUCUGCUGCAGCAGCCUCAGACUAAGCAGGAGAGCUUGGGCAAGAAUGUACUGCUGGUGGUGCUCUGUCUCGUCUUUGGGCUGGAGGUGGGGUUCAAGUUUGCCACCAGGACUGUCAUUUACCUCCUGAACCCCUGCCAUGUGGUCACCAUGAUGCAAAUUUUCCUUCUUGCCUGUCCUCCGUGUCGGAGUGCGAUGAUUCUCUUCAGGUUGCAGAUGCACAUGCUGAAUGGGGCCCUCUUGGCAUUGCUGUUUCCCGUUGUUAACACACGCCUGCUUCCAUUUGAAAUGGAAAUUUAUUACAUCCAGCACGUGAUGCUUUAUGUUGUGCCCAUCUAUCUGCUGGGGAAAGGAGCAACAUUGUUAAUACUGUGUUCCAAUCACUUGUACCACAAUCGUUGGGUAUCUACACUCCAGAACCACUCUGCAAUUUCUGGUGGGCUCUUUUAUCCACGGGGUUUAUGUUUGUGUAUCAUUUUAGCAUCUUGCAGAUUCUGGGAUUGGCUACAGAAGUGAAUUUGAACAACAUGCUGUGUCCUGCCAUCUCAGAUCCUUUUUACGGGCCCUGGUAUCGAAUCUGGGCGUCCGGACACCAGACUGUCAUGACCAUGGCUCACGGGAAGCUGGUAAUCCUGCUGUACUACAGCGCUGUCCCCGCUUUUAGAUGUACCCUGGACUUGCUUAGACUCCCGCCUAAGAAAAUAGACUGAAAUGUCUCCCUGCAGAGCGGUACGUACAGGAACCCAAGAUACUUCUACUGGAAAACAAAGAGGAGGGCUGAGAGGACAAUGCAUUUAUACUUCUCCCCACAGUUUAUUGCCUCAACAACACCUCUGUAAUCAAGUGAGGGUUUUUUUAACUGCUGUUUCUCACUGCCUAUUGCCAGUGGCAAAAUUAGUGGCCUUAUUCUGCAAAAGGUUCAUGUUUUAUACAUUUUGUGUAGAUUACAGUAGAAUCUUGCUAAGCCACUGUUUAAAGUUAGGCCAGGAUCUGUCCACAUUCCAGCAAAGAGUGUGAUGGUGCUACCUUGUUUUGACUUAUUUUCCAUUAAAUAUAAGUACACGUAGAUCAUAGGACAGGAAAUAAAGCUGAAUUACAGCUCUCCACUGCUGUGAACAGAGCACACGUUGAAGUGCAUCGUCCUGGCACAACUCCUAGCACUUGAAUGUUGCAAAAUGGUCUCAGUGAAACGCUGUACACUGAGACUCCCAGCCCUAAGUGCAAAAUACUGAGGUUCUACUGUAUUUUCUUUAAGCUGGUUGAAAAUGUUGGGGAACAAUAACUCCUUAAAAAUUUUUUAAUCAACUGCUUAAUUUCUAAGCUGCUGUGGAUAAAUAUCUAUCUGGCCAAGUCCCAUCAGAUUGUGAUGCUUUGGAGAUGCUUAUAUUCAAGUGAGUGGAAAAACACCACGUUGAAACAAUUUCAGAAGCAUAAGCUACGACAAGAUAUUUCAUCCACUGUUCUGACUUUGAACAGAAUGUUGUUUUCACUUCACUUAGACUGGAGAGGGAGUGGAGAUACAAAGUCCAAUGUGUAGACAUCAGUUUUCUUCUUUACUUACUAGAGUUUGAAACAUUCCUCCUCUGUUCUAGACUGGUUGUCACUCAGGAGAGUGGUUAGUGAAGAAACAAAAUGAACCCGUGUUCUCCUUCUACAGCUCUAAUACAUUCUGUGCACUGAUUUUAAAUACAGAUAGAAAAUGGAAUGUCGAAUCAGUGCAGGCCUCUCCUGAAAAUGGAGUGUUCCAGUUUCCUUGUAUGACUAAAUCUGUCAACGUGUCUUUUGGAGAAGAGGGUGCAGAUAGGCAGAAUAAUAACAAGUAAACUGUGCGAACCGGUGCAAAUGUUCCAAGGCUGGAGGAGAAACUGUUGGGCAGAACAAUGGGAAAUCUCGGGCGUCUUCCUCCAGAUAGUUAAUGGUGAGUCUGUUUUGCAGACUGUUGUGUUUCAGGGCUGCGGGAAUUUUAUUGUACAGAAGUUGAUUGCAAUUUAUAGAUUCAUUGUGUUGUCAAAGCUGUGACUUGUAACAUAAAACCAUCAUACCUCCUCCAGCUGGGCCACCUGCAGAUGUAUCCUCAAGUUAAGGUACAGUCAUUUAUACCUCAAGAAGCAAAAUGUAAGAAUGAGAUGGGGUUGGCUUCUUUUUUUUCCUUUAAAUAUAGAUGUUUUAAUUGGUUUGGGAUCAAAUGGCUACUUCAAAUAUCUUUACUCCACCUCAAUCAGAAAUGUACUGUCCCAGGCUCUAAUUUACAACUGGUUUCUGGCUUUCUUCCAGGCCUUGCUGUGUAUAGAUAUACAGAAUAAAUAUACUGUACUCUCACAACUUGAGGACGUGCAGCAUAUACCUAAACCAUCCAUCAAACAUGUAUAGCUAGUCUUAGUUAGACAGACUAUACAGCUCCUUGUGGUUUUAAUCAGAGUUCUUGAGAGAGCGCUAAGGACCAGUUGCUGAUCCUGCAACUGUCCGAGUACAUGAUGAAUUCCAUCAAGUGGUCUCGCUGCUGCUCAGUAAAGCUGGGCUUGUGUUGAUGGAGUCGGGCCUAAAGAAAGUCUUGAAGGCCUGAGCCAGCCUGUGGAAGACACUUAAUUAGCUGCUGAACUGAUGGAAGUUCUUGCUCUUUAUUUCAGCAGAUUCAAUAUUUUAUGGUGAAAUAGAGGAUGUUGCUGGGAGAUGCUGAGGUGCAGAGCGCUGGAUGCUAAAAGCAUGGCCCCCAUUAAUAGACUUCAUCUGCUAUGAGUAGCUGAAUGAAACACGCCCAUGGUCACCGUCAAGUGUAUCAUGGUUGGUUUAUUUUCUUAAGAACUUGGCAACAUGCCUUAUCUUGGAUUCAGUCCUGUUUAGAAGGAAUGUUUGGUAUUACAAUAGAAUGAUUUUAGCCAAAUUUCCAAAUGUUAUUUAGAAUUAUUAUUUGCGUAACUUUACUUAUCCGUGUUUUUUUUUUAAUUACUAUUUUAAAAAAUAAUUAUUUUUUCUUCCGAAUAUCACAGCUACAGGAAAAAUUUCUGAGUUAUGUGAAAGUAGCAGCUCUUUUUUUGUUUGUUUUCAAACUACAUUUCCUGUAUCUAUAGUCAUAUGCAUCAGGGCAUUCUCAGCCAGUACAAACCAGCUGCUAAUUGCCCUCAUUGGCUGCCUCUGGUCAAUUAAGACUGCAGAAGCAUUUAAAUAAGCUCAGGUGUCUCACUCACAGCAGACUGUUUGCUUGGAAUGCACGGUUUGUGAGCUCUUCUGACUGACUUAAGCUCAGGGGAUGUUAAAUACAGCCAACACGAGGGGUGUUGAGCAGGUUGUGGAGCUUGUUGAACUCUUCCAUACCAGUUCAAGUUGCUAAACUGGCUAACGGAACAAGGUAGAAGGGGAAACCAACUAUUGCACUCAAUGGACUUUGGAAGCGUUGGGGCUGCUGUAAGAGAUGGAAAACUGUUGCUUCUUUGCUUGUUGUAUGAUAUUGACAAAGCUGGUGGAGAGUAGAAUCAUUUAGGUUGGAAAAGACCCUCAAGAUGAUUGAGUCCAACCAUUAACCUAACACUGCUAAGUCCAGCACUAAACCAUGUCCCUGAGAACCUCAUCAACGUGUCUUUUAACCCCUCCAGGGAUGGUGACUUCACCACUGCCCUGAGCAGCCUGUUCCAAUGCCUGAUAGCCCUUUCUGGAAAGAAAUUUACCCCAAUAUCCAGUCUAAACCUCCUCUGCUGCAACUGAGGCCAUUUUGUCUUAUCCUGGCGCUUGUUCCUGGGGAGCAGAGCCCGCUCCCCCUGGCUCCAAGCUCCUUUCAGGCAGUUCAGAGAUCAGAAGGUCUCCCCUCAGCUCCUGUUCUCCAGCUGAACCCCCAGGUCCCUCAGCCGCUCCAUCACACUUGUGCUCCAGCCCCUCGCCAGCUCUGUUGCUCUUCGGAUGUAAUCCAGCACCUCCAUGUCUUUCUUGUAGUGAGGGGCCCCAAAGUUAAAUUAUUCCCUCCCCUCACCCCUUUAUGAAGGCUUUUUAAACUCGGUGUUUCAUUUUGGUUUAUGGUAUGGUGCCACAAGAAACGGCAUCAGCAUAGCUUGAGACACAAGCUUCGCAGAAGGCACAGAACAGGUGGGAAUGGGAGCAGAAAGGGAGCAAACUUCAGAGGCUCAUGUCCUGGAACGUCACGUCCUCUGUUCCUCACAUGUCUCUGGUGUCUGUUUGGAAUAUACAUCAGACAGAGCUUGUUCAGUGUACAGGACACUGUUUGAAGGGGAAAGCAGCACGCUUCAUCUCCAUACAGGUUAGUUAUUCUCCUCCCUGGCAGAGCCUGAUUUCCUUUUCCCUGAAUGGUUUAUUUUAUAGGCAGUGAUGCUCUAGAGAUGAUUUCUUUGGUUGCUUUUAUGCUUAUUUAUGCUGGAAAUUAAAGAGCAAACCUGUAGUGCUGUUGAAGGCCGACUGCCGUUCUCUCCUGUGGCAUCAUGCACACAGUCCUCGGCAAGAGAACUCGGAGCUGUCCCACAGGACCCGGUGACGGGAUUUUUGCAUUGCUGCAGCGCAAGGUGCAAUUGCAGGGGGAGUGCAGGUUCUCUUUGGUCAAAUGACCCUAAAUCUUUUGCCACAGCACUAAGAGAUGUGAGAACGUGAGCAGCAGCUCUGGGGCAGCGCGGGAGGUGCCUGGACAGGCUGUUGUGGCAGCAGCAGCCGAGUGUCCCUCACACCUGGGUGACCACAGCGGGUCGGGCACAACACCAGAGAAAAUCCUGAUGCAGCGCCGCUGCACAGGGAGGGUGGGAUGUGUUAAGGUGUCUGCGCCCUCUACUCUCCUGAUUUUUAGCACUGCAGGCACUUCAAACAAAAGAAACAAGGAGCGAUGCGAUUGAUGACUCUGCCAGUGAGCGGCUGUUUAAAUUUGCCUCCAUUUGUACACAGAAACAAAGCAUUAGCACCUACACUAAACUUGUUUGUGGAUGCAGCCUUAGGGUAAGCAGUCCUCCAAAGCAGAAGAUGAGCUGGUGCAAUUCUGCACCACAGAAACAUCUGGCGAUGCAGCCUGUGAGCACGGAGGUGGUUGUGCCGAGGCUCCGGCUGUCCGGGUCCACGCCGGGCUGCUUUCAAGCAUUCAGACCCUGCGCGCUGCUUUGGGCUGUAUCUUUUUAACUUCCUCCUAUUUAAGCACCAAAGAAUUUGCGUCUUGUUUCUUUUGAAGUGUGAAAAAUAGCAGCUCUUGACCACGCUUGUGUAAAUCACUGAGAUGGCACAGCCUAUGAACACGGUGUGGUGUGGUGUGGGCUCCACUGCUUGGGAGCGCACCCGCCCGUGCUGCAGACGCUGCCUUGCUGAAGUGCGAGAGGGGAGAAGUCAGGUUCUAGAGUACCUCACUGUAGCUUUAUCCAUCUGUUUCUGGCCACAAUCAGGGUUUUGAUAUAUCUGUAUAUUUGAUAAUGUCUUGUAAAGUCCAAUUCUAUUUUCCUUUCAGAAAUAACUGUUUGCAAACCAUUAAAUUACUGUACUUUGCUUUUACGUCCUAUGUCUUGCACCUAAACCACAGGCAUUUGUUUCCUAUACUAAUGGAAAAAUGGAAAUGUACUGUUUUUCUCACUGUUGCAAUUUUUUUCACUGGAGGUGGAUUCUCAGGCAUUGAAUCAGUCCUAAUAGUUAACAGAGCGCUGGAAAGGCCAGAGCCGAGGAAGCGAGUGUAUGUCAGCCCUUCUGUUAGGAGGCAAAAGGUUUCUACACACAGACAGGUCAGCUUUUGAUGUUUUCAUUUUUACAGUAACAAGACUCAUAACAAAUCUGUUGGUUUCUGUGGUCUCGUACGUAAAGUGCUAUUGCCGUAAAUCUGUCUUGCAGCUUUUAGUGUAACUUAGUCAAAGCCAAGCUGGUUUUUCUUUUUUUUUAAAUGGUUUUAUUUUUAAUUCAGGGUCAAUUUUGUACUUUUUAAAAGUGGUUUCUGCAUUCAGCGAGUCACGAUCCCAACGCUGCAGAGGACGCGGCGGGCAGAGCACCCCGGCCCCAUCCAGGCUGUGCCAGGACCCGAGCUCUGCGGUUCAACCCGCGCUCUCCGGGCACACACGGGGCGGACGGGAGAGGCUCCGCUGCCACGUGCUGCUCCUUCUGAAUCAUUUCUAAGAAUGGUAUCAAUUUUGUAAACUUUAUAAUGUGCUAAAAUUUGGUUAUGAGGUAACAUUUACAGAUGGGGGUAAUUUGUGUACUUGGUUGGGGUUUUUUUUGUUUCAUAUUUUGGUCUGAUGGGGUUUUUUGUCGUUGUGCCCUAAGUCCAGAUCACUGGGCGAAUAGUUGUUAAACCUUUGAAUUAAAACAAAUAAAUGCGUUUUAACCGAUAA
Molecule: messenger RNA, 7007 nt
Organism: Columba livia (rock pigeon)
Lineage: Eukaryota; Metazoa; Chordata; Aves; Columbiformes; Columbidae
Gene: TMEM164
Product: transmembrane protein 164
Exons: 8
Coding region: 508-1233 (241 amino acids)
Source: RefSeq, a predicted model, not a curated record